ACGCAGCUACACAUCACAGUUAGAAAGACUCAGAAAUCUUCAGUGUUAAGAAUGCUGACGAACCACACAAACCAAACAGAGGACGACCCCUUCUCCUGCUACAGUCCUUCAGUUGUACAAUACCGAUACUUUGCUGUGGUGUGGGGAUGUGGUGUGACCAUCACUGGUACGGUGGGGAAUCUGAUGACCAUCCUGGCCUUCGCCUUAGACCCACGUCUGAGGACUCGCUUCAAUGUGCUCAUUGUCAACCUGGCUGUAGCCGAUCUCCUGUACUGCACCAUAUUGCAGCCCAUAUCUGUCGACUCCUAUCUACACCUCAGAUGGCGCAGUGGUCAGCUCUGGUGCAGCAUCUUCGGCCUGCUCCUCUUUCUCUCCAACUCUGUCUCCAUUAUCACCCUCUGCCUGGUCGCAGUGAGCCGAUAUCUCCUGGUUGCAAAGAGGGCUGUGUUUGACCGUGUCUUCUGCGAUUGGGGUCUUACUUUACUCCUGAGCGCAGCGUGGGCACUGGGCGUAGCCAGCUUUGCCCCACUCUGGCCUGUAUAUGUGUUCGUACCACAAGUGUGCACAUGCAGCUUCCAUCGCACCAGGGGUCGUCCCUACAGCACCAUCCUGCUCUUUUUGUACUUCUUUGUUGGUCUGGGCUGUGUCGGUGUAUUCUACCUCCUCAUCUACAGACGUGUCAGGAUUGCCUCAAAAGCUCUCCUGCGCUACAGGUUCAGCCGCCGGUCCUCCAGGAAGAAACCAGCUUCUUCUGCUCAAGGGACUGAUGACAGUGGUGUAGAGAGCAGCAUGGCAAAGACAUGUAGCUGUGAGGUGAGCAGUCAGGUGGAUCUAGCCCCAAAUACAGAUGAAAUCCCCUUUAAAAAAUCCACCAAACCUGUCCAGGCCUCUGCUGAGUCUCCCACUGAUAUUGUCCAAAUGGCAUCUUUAUCCAUACCUGCUUCCACCACUGCAGCACCCUCCUCAACCUCAGCAACUUCAGGGGAUGAUGAUGAAUUUAAGCUUGUGACACGCAUGUGCUUCACUGUGUUUCUGUGCUUCAUGUUCUGCUUCGUCCCCUUCCUGUUGCUCAACAUAGCCGACAAACAAAACCGUGCCCCACAAGUACUUCACAUGUUCUGUGCAAACCUCACCUGGCUCAACAGCUGCAUCAAUCCUGUGCUCUAUGUUGUCAUGAACAGACAGUUUCGACAGGCCUACCAUGUCCUGCUCACCAGGGCUGCUGCACCAUUCACCUGUCGUUGAACGCUCCUAAACUCCUGGAUAAUAAAUUUGCCUGUUGUUUUCUCUUAAAUCCAGUAUGAUAAGGUUCGUAUGAAAUUAAACACAGACAUAGUGCAGCCUAUAUUCAGUCACUGGGGAAGAAAAUCUUCUAUUCUGAUAUACAUAAUAAAUAACCACAUGG
This is a messenger RNA of Centropristis striata (black sea bass), 1405 nucleotides long. It is a transcript of the gene gpr84, whose product is annotated as G protein-coupled receptor 84. The transcript is spliced from 2 exons. The coding region runs from base 52 to 1245 and encodes 397 amino acids. Gene Ontology annotation, molecular function: urotensin II receptor activity. Gene Ontology annotation, biological process: neuropeptide signaling pathway. The record is from RefSeq and is a predicted model, not a curated record. Gene Ontology annotation, cellular component: membrane. Lineage: Eukaryota; Metazoa; Chordata; Actinopteri; Perciformes; Serranidae.